This is a messenger RNA of Microplitis demolitor, 4591 nucleotides long. It is a transcript of the gene Phm, whose product is annotated as peptidylglycine alpha-hydroxylating monooxygenase. The record is from RefSeq and is a predicted model, not a curated record. Gene Ontology annotation, biological process: peptide metabolic process. Gene Ontology annotation, molecular function: oxidoreductase activity, acting on paired donors, with incorporation or reduction of molecular oxygen, reduced ascorbate as one donor, and incorporation of one atom of oxygen; copper ion binding. The coding region runs from base 86 to 1114 and encodes 342 amino acids. The transcript has 2 exons. Gene Ontology annotation, cellular component: extracellular region; membrane. Lineage: Eukaryota; Metazoa; Arthropoda; Insecta; Hymenoptera; Braconidae.
UCAAUAUCGAUUGCAACGUUUUCUGUUGUAUACGUGACAAGUGUCAGUCAGGUGGAUUUUUUAAAAAAAGUGUACCACAGUUAUAAUGAGAAAAAAAUAUUUAAAUAUUAUAUUUUACAUUACUAUAACAUUUAUCAUUGAUGAUUCACAAUGUAAUAAUGAUGAAAUUAAAAAAUAUCCAUUACUGAUGCCCAAUGUUCGGCCAAAUGUUCCUGAACUAUAUCUGUGUACACCAGUGAAAAUAAAUUCAUCCCAUACAUAUUAUAUCGUUGGCUAUGAACCAAAUGCAACAAUGGAGGUAGCGCAUCAUAUAUUAAUAUAUGGCUGUAAAACACCCGGUACGUCAAAAGCCGUAUGGAAUUGUGGUGAAAUGGCAGCGGCAUCAAACAAUAAUGUCGAAUUCAGUAACGUAGCAAGUCCCUGUGCUGACGGAUCGGAAAUUUUAUACGCAUGGGCACGUGAUGCACCAACAUUGAGAUUACCAGAUGGUGUAGGAUUUAAAAUUGGAAAAGAUUCUCAAAUAAAGUAUUUAGUACUACAAGUACACUAUGCCCAUAUAGAUCAUUUUAAAGAUGGAGUAACUACCGAUGAUUCAGGUAUUAUAUUACAUUAUACCUCAAAACCAUUGCACAAACUUGCUGGUGUUUAUUUACUUGGAACAAUGGGAGUUAUACCAGCAAAAAGUACUGAGUAUAUGGAAACAGCUUGUUUAUUUAUGGAGAAUAAAGUAUUACAUCCAUUUGCUUAUCGUACGCACACUCACUCACUUGGUAAAGUAGUUGCGGGUUACGUUAUCGACCGCGAUAACAACUGGAUUGAAUUGGGAAAACGUGACCCAUUAACACCCCAAAUGUUUUAUCCGAUUAAAAAUAAUGUAACUAUUACAAAAGGUGACAUACUUGCUGCAAGAUGUACUAUGUCAAAUUACCGUGAUAGAGAUACGCUUAUUGGUGCUACUAAUGAAGAUGAAAUGUGUAAUUUUUACCUAAUGUAUUAUGUUGAUAAUGAUCAAACAGUUGACAUGAAAUGGUGUUUUACCCGUGGGCCACCGAGUUUUUAUUGGAAAACGGCUAACCUUAAAAAUAUACCUGACCGUGAAGCCUCUAUGCUAUAAAUUAUUGUAUUUUAUUAUUUAUUUAUUAAUAUUUAUGCACAAAAACAAAAUAUUAGAGACUGAAUACUGGCAUUUUUUUAACAGCAAUUACAUCUAAAUUUUUUAAUGUAAAUAUCUUUAUAAUUAUAAAAAUAGUAUAUUGUGUAACAAGGGAUGAAAACGAUUUCAAACCAGAGUGAAGUUGGCUGACAUCACCCGCAGUCUGAAAUUGUGUUACAUCUUGUUACACAGUAUAUUUUUAAUGACUACCUGCAUUGGAACUUAAAAUUUUAGUGUCAGAAACAUAAUUUAAGAUCAAUGGUGUUAUCAACUAUUAGCGUAAGCGUAAAUUGUCAUUUGCAAUUUGUAAUUGAGCAGAAACUAUGAAUACUAUUUAUUAUUUACACGUGUUUUUAUAAAACUUAAUCACAGUCAAAACUAUCACUUACGUAACGAAAAUUAAUGAUCUGAAAUUACUAUUAAAAAAAAUGGCAAUAUCAGAGUUUAAACGGCGAAAGCCUUUAGUCAGUGGACAGAAGCUUUAUUUGCUUGUUCCCGAGGGACAAAACAAAUUCAUUUCUGCCCGCUGGCAACAGGGAUUCGAAAUUUACGCGUUUGCUAAUAUUUAUUAGCGGCAAUGACCUAAAAUUAUUGUGUUUCGGAUGGCUGUAGAGACACGGAAACUUGAAGUUUCGAUGCUGGUAUCAUGAAAAAGAAUUAGUCUAUUACGCACCUAGAGAGAAAAAUAGAACAUUUCAACACGGGCGUGUAAUUGCCUGCAAUUACGCAGAUUGAGACGUUCUAUCACUAUCCAAAAGUUCCCAUAGAAUCCACUAGAAUGGGUCAAAAGCCGCUUAAAAACCACUACGUCUAUAGGAUCCUAUGUCGCUUUUGAUCCAUUCUAGUGAAUUCUAUGAGAACUUUUGAAUAGGGAUCUUGCCCCGUGGUGUGUGAACUAUUUUUCACCAUAUCUCCACCUAAAAUUUUAAAUUUUUGCCUUAUUUAGAGGGAAGAAAGUCAUUCUUUACUUUAAUGUGAAAAAAAUGAUAAAAAUGUGCGUAUGCGCCAUUUUUCCCACAAAUAGAGGCAGGAAUUUAAACUUCUGGUGCAGGUGAAAAAUAGUAUACACCACGGGGCAAGAUAGGACGUUUCGAUCUGUGUUUGCAGGAAAUUACACACCCGUGUUGAAAUGUCCUAUUUUUCUCCCUAGGUGUGUAAUAUACUAUUAUUUUUUUUUUCGUAUGAAUAUUAAACAUAAUUAAUUAGCUUCUAUUGAAUGGUUCUGUGAGUAAGAAAAAGAUUAUAAAUAAUUUAAAAGAUAUUUGCAGUAAAAUAAUUAUUUUGUUUAUUUAAAAUCUGGCCCUUAAAAAAAAUGCUAACUAACGGGCUCUAAUUUUAAAAAUAUGCGUUAAUUAUAUGUGAUAAUUAAUUUAAUAACUUUUGGUAUUUAAAUUAACUAUUUUAAACAAAUGACCAAAUGUACUUAAAAUUGAGUACGUCAAUAUCAGAUUGCAAAUCAUAAGUCAAAUUUUUAAAGUUUAAUUUAAAUUAUUGUUUUAAUUUUUUUUAUGAUAAAUAUUUUAAAAAUACCUCAUAAAAAAUUUUUUUUUUUUUUUUCAUGAGUUAUAUUUAUUUUAUGCCAUAGGAAAGUAAAUAUAUAAGAUGAAGGUUACUAAUGUUGACGGAAGGAAACGAUAUGAUGGCUAAGGGCGCUCAUGGACCUUCCUUAAUUUUAAGAUAAUUUAUAAAGUAAAUGUUGGUAUUACACUAAACAAAAAAAUAUGUAGCGGUGCUACUUAGUGGUGUUAUCCAACCGGUGUUAAUGCGGAGUAAAUUAACUCCGAUUGGAAUAUGAGUGUGUGAGUAUGUGUGUUUCAAGAUCUAAAAAAACAGAAAGAGAAAUUUGUAAGACGAAAUUUUGUCUAAGGGAAAAUUGGCGCUUUCUGUAGUGACGGAUUUGAAAUAUAAUAGCAUAUAAAAAGUAACACCCACAUUUACUCUAUAAAAGCCAAACAAAAAAUCUCAGAUAAUUUACAGAUAAGCAAAGUCAGUAUUUACUGUUUAAAAAUUCUAUAUGGGAAUUCCCAUGGACUAUUAUCGACUCCUAUAGGUUCUCAUGGAUUUCAAUCUAAACUUCUAUGUAAAGAUUUCAACCUAAAACAUCUUUUCCAUGAAUUUUUAUGGGAUCCCAUAGAUUUUUAUUUAAAUCCUAUAAACUUUUAUAGAUUCUAAUCUGAACUACUAUUUGUAAAUGUCAGUAUAGUACAUUUUUCCAUGGAUUUUUAUAGAAUUCUAUAGAUUUUUAUAAAACCCUAUAAAUUCCCAUGGAUUUUAAUCUAGAUUACUAUCUGAAGAUGUCAAUAUAGGAAAUUUUUUCCAUGGAAUUUUAUAGGAUACUAUAGAUUUUUAUAAAACCCCAUAGAUUCUUAUAAAUUCUAAUGGGAUAAAUCUAAAAUUCUUAUGGAUUUUAAUCUAGAUUACUAUCCGAAGAUGUCAAUAUAGAAAAUUUUAUCCAUGGGUUUUUAUAGGAUCCUAUAGAUUUUUAUAAAACCCCAUGGAUUCCUAUACAUUCUAAUGAGAUUAAUUUAAAAUUUUUAUGGAUUUUAAUCUAGAUUACUAUUCGAAGCUGUCAAUAUAGAAAAUUUUUUCCAUAGGUUUUUAUAGGAUCCUACAGAUUUUUAUAAAACCCCAUAGAUUUUUAUAUAUUCUAAUGGGAUUAAUCUAAAAUUCUAAUGAAUUUUAAUCUAGAUUACUAUCUAAAUAUAUACAUAAAUCAUUUUUCCAUGAGUCCUUAUGACCCCAUAAAUUCUUAUGGGUUUUCGAUUGAUUGCCGGCUCAAAAAAUUUUUUCAUAGAUUUCAGUGAAUUUUUAUGAAAUUCAUGACUUUUCUUUACAGAUUUUCACAGAAAUUCAUGAAAAUUUAUGGGCUCCCAUGGGAUUUUUCAGCCGAUUUAUAGCAAUCCCCAUAACGAAUUUUUAGAUAGUGAUCUGUAAGAAUGUUUUAACUGGCAAUUUUUAAUACAAAAAUCUAUAGCAGACAUCCCGUAAAAAUGAGUAUAAUAUUCCCAUGGGUAACCAUAAUUUAUUUACCAUCUGUGUACUAUACUCAUUUUUACGAAACUAAUGACUAUUAUUUUUAUAAAAUGAUAAUAAAAAUGUUAUUUAAGUUGACAAUUUAAUAUAUUUAUAAAAAAAAAAUCCUUCCAUGUUUACUUUAAGAUUAUAAAAAAAUUUAAAAAGAUAUAUGAAAUUAUGUUGAAUAUUAUAGAAUAUAUUUUUCGUUUGAAAAAAAUAAAGAAUCAUAUCUAUCACAUGAAAGUGGUAAUGACAAUUACGAAAUAAUAAUAAUUUAAAAUUGUACUUAGAAAAUUAUCACGAAAAUCGUUAUACUAUAUGUGAAUAAGAAGAUAUAUAAAGAAAGCGGGUGAAUAUUUUUUUGUCUCAAAUAAUAAAUGAAAUAAAUGAGUUGUAUUUUUGUCUGUUCUAUCAAUCUAUAUA